GGCCAUAAAGCUGUGAGGCCCGGGCCAAUCGCAGGCUGCAUUCUAAUGGGGCCUAUCUUUAUCAAGGUGCCACUCCGUAUCCAGAUACUAUUUAUUUAUCACCUCUGAGGAGAGAGCCGGCACGAGGCACUUUGUGUCUUUACGCUAAAAAAUCGGGGGACCGCCGGGCUCGACUGAGGCGCCAGAUAUGGAAUUAUCGCAGCUCGCACCGUGGCUGAGAAGAGGCGAAGGGCCAGAGUGAAGAGUGUAUUUGCUUUUUCUCCCCCCCAUGCGGUAGCAACUUGAGCAAACACCGGGGACUUUGUCAAAUGUCUGUUAGUGUUUUUGAAUAUUUGAAUAUCUGGGGACGGCGAGCGUGAUCCCAGGUCCGAGGCGUCCGGCCGUGGGUGAGAGAACUCCUCGUGGCCAAUCCAGAGGUCCUUUUCCUGCCUGGAUCUUAUUGGGUGUGUUACUGGGACCUGGAGGCAGAGUAACGGUGCUUCCCAUGGAUCCAAACAUCCAGGGGCCUUUUCUGUUCAACAACAGCCUGAGCCAAUUCCCCUCGGAGCUCAAGGCCCCGGUGUGCCAGUACUCAGUGCCCAACUCCUUCUACAAGCUCAACCCGGGCCUGAACAGCCAUCUGCAGGCGGGGACGCCGCACGGCAUCAGCGACAUCCUGAGUCGCUCCAUGAUGGGGAUGGGCUCCACGGGCACCACCACCACCACCACCCUGCUGUCCGGGUACUCCGCCGUGGGGGGCUUCAGCCCGUCCGUCACCAGCACGUCCAUGUACUAUAACCGAGAAUACAACCCGUCCCUGGGCGGCUUUUCCAAGCCCGGCGCCGAGUGCCCCAUGAAGGGUCGCAGCGCGAGCUGCUGGCCGGAGAGCGGCUGCGACUGGAGGGGAGGGAGGCAGCAGUGCGCCAACAGUGUUGGUCCUCUGGGAGAGAUGACAGGAAGGAAGAAACACACCAGACCGACAUUUAGUGGACAUCAGAUAUUUGCUCUGGAGAAAACCUUCGAGCAGACAAAGUACUUGGCCGGGCCCGAGAGAGCGAGACUGGCUUAUUCUCUGGGCAUGAGCGAAUCCCAGGUCAAGGUGUGGUUCCAGAACCGGCGCACCAAGUGGAGGAAGAAGAGCGCGUCGGAGCCGAGCUCCACGCAGGCCGGCCUCGCGGGGCCGGGGGGCGGCGAGGCCUCGGAGAACGAGGUGGAGGACGAGGAGUACAACAGACCUCUGGACCCCGACUCGGACGACGAUAAGAUCCGGCUGCUGCUGCGCAAACACCGCAGGGCUUUCUCCGUCCUGCGCCUCGGGCCUCACGUCUGACCGACUUCCGGGAAGCGGUGGUGUCAUCCGGCAGACGAGCGUCACGCGUUGCAGUAGAUAAUACGGGCUGAUAGGGUGAAGCUGGAAAGACGUUUACUUUUAUAUGUUACUGUAUCUCUGGCCUGUUCGAUGUUGCACUGUUCAGUGUGUGUGUGUGUGUGUGUGCGGGAGUGUGAUGUUGCCUACUCACCAUUUUGAAAAAAUGGAUGAAAAUUACAUAAAAACUGCAUGAUGCCAUCGGUAAUGUUACUACUAAUAAAAAAAAAGAUUAAUCUGA
Gasterosteus aculeatus aculeatus (three-spined stickleback) is the source of this 1586-nucleotide messenger RNA. RefSeq names its product NK6 homeobox 3 (gene nkx6-3). Gene Ontology annotation, biological process: regulation of transcription by RNA polymerase II; cell differentiation. Gene Ontology annotation, cellular component: nucleus. The record is from RefSeq and is a predicted model, not a curated record. NCBI's taxonomy places the organism in Eukaryota, Metazoa, Chordata, Actinopteri, Perciformes, Gasterosteidae. Gene Ontology annotation, molecular function: DNA-binding transcription factor activity, RNA polymerase II-specific; RNA polymerase II cis-regulatory region sequence-specific DNA binding.